Fibroporia radiculosa is the source of this 540-nucleotide messenger RNA. RefSeq lists its product as uncharacterized. The transcript has a single exon. The record is from RefSeq and is a predicted model, not a curated record. Bases 1 to 540 code for a protein of 179 amino acids. NCBI's taxonomy places the organism in Eukaryota, Fungi, Basidiomycota, Agaricomycetes, Polyporales, Fibroporiaceae.
AUGGACCUUGCAGGCGUCUGCUCUACCAUCUUCCUUGAUGGACCAUUUGAGGUCAUUCCGCAAUUCCAUGCUUCUUGGGACAGCGUCGAAGCCUUCGCCAUUUUCAAAUUAAAGACGCACCCAGUCCUGUUCAUUGGGGUUAAGUCACCCUCGUCAUUCCGUCUGAACUCCCAGCGUAAAGAAGCUGAUAGACGGAUACGAGGGCAUUUCCGCGACCUCCACCCCGACGUCAUCAUCCCAACUGUCCCCGCCAUCAGCGCUUUCGGGACUCUUCUCUCAUUCUACCGCUACGACAAGACAUCCAACUCUCUCACUCCUGCAAUCGAAGCUGAUCUCCCCAUUAUGACCGAUACUGCGCCCAAAGAUCGCUGGGAUUGCGAUAUCUUAGAUGCUACUGGCACAACUCGUUUUCGCGAGAUGGCCAAUGAGGUCAAAACCAUGUGCACACAGCUCUUGGGUGGUGCGGCGAAUAUUCUUGGCGAUCUGUGCAUUGUUCUCGCUGAUCUCGACCUACGCAGCCUGAAAAGACCAGAAAAAUAG